ACAGCCAGAUCUGUGUCUUUGCUCAAGCCGAAGAAGUGGGCACAGAGAGAGAGGGAGAGAAAGAGGCAGGGAGAAAGAGAGAGAGAGAGAGAGUCGAGCGAGCACGCCGCGCGAACUUGGCGGAAACUUAAGAGAAUGCGCCAAAAGCCCACGCUUCUCCUGCUGCUGGCGGUUGCUGCUGCUGCUACUUCUGCAUCCUAUGAACCUGAGCAGAAUGACUCCUCCGUCAGCUCCAGGAAGGUCAGGCUGGCAGCCCAAAACUCAGCGGAUGUGGUUCGGUGUCUAAAUAGUGCCCUCCAAGUGGGAUGUGGGGCUUUUGCCUGUCUGGAAAACUCUACGUGUGACACGGGUGGCAUGUAUGACAUCUGCCAAUCUUUCCUCUACAGCGCUGCUAAAUUUGACACUCAGGGGAAGGCCUUUGUAAAGGAGAGUCUGAAAUGCAUUGCCAACGGCGUCACAUCCAAGGUGUUCCUGGCCAUUCGCCGAUGUUCCACAUUCCAGCGGAUGAUUUCUGAAGUGCAGGAGGAAUGCUAUAGCAAGCUGGACAUCUGUGCUGUUGCAAAAAGGAAUCCAGACGCCAUCACAGAAGUGGUCCAACUCCCGACCCAAUUCUCAAACAGGUAUUACAGCAAACUUAUGAGAAGUUUGCUGGAAUGCGAUGAAGAAACAGUCGGGACCAUUAAAGACAGUUUGAUGGCCAAAAUUGGACCAAACAUGGCCAACCUAUUCCAUCUCCUGCAGACAGAUCGCUGCGGACAGAAUCAUCCGAGAGCAGAUUUCAAUCGGAGACACAUUGUGGAACCUCAAAAGUUAAAAAUCUAUUUGAGGAAUCUCCGGGGGGAGGGACCUUCACCAGCCCACGUGAAACGUGAUUCUUCAGAAAGUGUGUAACGUUCCACUGAUUGAGUAGAGAAUCCCAGUUGUACCAAACUAAGAAAUUGCUCUUUUUUUUUUCUUUUGCAUUCACAAUACACCAGAAAUGUACUGUAACUGACUUCUAAGGACAUUGAGCCAAUCUAUACAUUCAAACAAACAAAGGAAAAGGGCAUGGUAUUGUUUUUCUGGGACUGUACCACUUAAAAGGUUGAGGUGGGGAAAACUGCCUAUUUAAAGCUUAAUGUUGCAAAUGUAGUCAUGCUUAAAUAGUUCUUUCAGCAGUCUAAAAUAUUUCAUGAGGACCUCCUUUAAUUGGGAAAGAAUAGGAAGAAUCUAGUUCUUCUCCUCUGCCAUUAAUCAUAAUAUAUUCUGAAGUGGUACAGUCAGGAAUAAUUGGUUCUCCAUGGUUUUUUUUAAUGGAAGUAUAGAUUGGUCCUUGGUCCUCGGCUAUAGAGUUUUUACUUCUCAUCCCCCGGUCCCGCUUCACCCUUCAAACAAACUGUAUGAAAAUAGAAUUCUGGUUAGAACUGUGUAAAAUUUCAUCAUGGAAUGGUGGAUCCCUUGAUCUGCCCCCAACGGAUCGAAUGAAUAUAAGCUUUUGUGGAAAGAUUGUAAGAGCACUUCAGCAAACACCAAACUUUCCUUGUACUGUAGCUCAAGCGACUUGACAGUCAGAUAGUGUAGAUAUAGCUCUGCUUAUCCUAAGUGGAAGACAAGAAUGGGGGAGUCUAAAACAAAGUAAAAGAAGAAUUUUUUUUUAAAAAAAGAAGUAUUCCGUAGGUCUCAUUGGACCACUGAUACGAAUGGUACUGUUUCAUAGGCAAAUAUCAGUGUCCUAUCUAGGCUCUGAAUCUCACUGCUGCAAGGUUUAAUUGCCUCACUUUUGAGAGUUCCUGAGAUGACUGUUUUUAAUCAACAUUGACCUCAUCAAAUUCUGGCCAUAAAAGAGGGUCUUACAGCAAAUGAACAGUUUAUCUUGGAUCACUUGGAAUGUUCUCCCGUCCUUUCCAAUUAAGUGAAGAAACAAAACCUUUUUGCUAGCCUGAGAACUGAGCCAACAAACAGUUCUUGAACUUUUCUAACAACUACACC
Molecule: messenger RNA, 1968 nt
Organism: Thamnophis sirtalis
Lineage: Eukaryota; Metazoa; Chordata; Lepidosauria; Squamata; Natricidae
Gene: STC1
Product: stanniocalcin 1
Biological process (GO): intracellular calcium ion homeostasis
Cellular component (GO): extracellular region
Molecular function (GO): hormone activity
Source: RefSeq, a predicted model, not a curated record